AUGAGGUGGAAGUCUGCCGCCGCAACGGGGAUCAGUGUUAGCUCGAUCUACGAGAUCAAGCGUGGCUUUAAACGUGCCAACGGAGCUGUGAAAUCUCCUUCAAAGAAGCGCCCGAAAUUCGCUGAGAAAAGGAAGAGGAUUUCAAAUCACGACGCGUGCACUUUGACGGCCGUGAGAAGCUGCCUGCACAAUUUGUUCUGUCGGGGGGAGAUUCCAACGUUGAAGAAAAUCGCCGCUCGUCUCCAAGAAGACAACGUGCUGCCGUCCUGUUCCGGGUCUACCCUGUAUCGCCUGCUGAAGGACAUGGCUUUCCAGAAACAGAAACGGAAUCGCAACUCCUUCCUAAUUGAGAGAGAGGACAUCGUCGAGUGGAGGCGGCGGUAUUUGAGGGCCAUCGGAAAGCACAGAGUACCGCAAGAUGAGACUUGGGUGAACGCCGGCCUUACAGUUGACAAGCUGUGGACCCACAGCACCAUAAAGUCAGCAAGGCAAGCCUUCAUGUCUGGACUGACGACCGGAUUAAAGGUUCCUUCUGGAAAAGGUGAAAGAGUGAUUGUCACCCACGCAGACAACGCACCAUACCACAGCAGAAAGGCUGAAGCAGUUCCCACAACUGCAACAAAGAAGGGCGAGAUCCAGCAGUGGCUCUCUUCCAAAAACCUAGACUGGACUGCCACAAUGAAGAAAAAAGACCUUCUGAGCAUCGUGGCAACGGUGAAGGAUCGCUACACAAAGCACAAAGUUGACGUCGUGGCUACGGACGUUGGACACACAGUGUUGAGGCUCCCACCGUACCAUUGCGAACUAAAUCCCAUAGAGUUGAUAUGGGCACGAGUCAAGCAGGAGGUCGCCUCCAAAAACAUCACAUUCAAGCCCAAUGACGCCGAGCGGCUCUUGAGGGAAGCAGUGGACAACGUAACAGCUGUCCAUUGGCAUGACUUUGUAGAGCAUAGGAAAAAAAUGGAGGCGAAGUUUCGAGAAUGUGAUGUCCCAGAGUCGAACCUCGAGCCAGUGAUCAUACCCCUCGAUGCAAGCGACACGGAGGAGGAGAGUGGAGACGACGACGAAGCUGACGACGAGGAUGAGAAUGAACAGAUUGACCGUGAACUAAUAUCCUCCUAG
This is a messenger RNA of Ixodes scapularis (black-legged tick), 1122 nucleotides long. RefSeq lists its product as uncharacterized. Bases 1 to 1122 code for a protein of 373 amino acids. NCBI's taxonomy places the organism in Eukaryota, Metazoa, Arthropoda, Arachnida, Ixodida, Ixodidae. The transcript has 2 exons. The record is from RefSeq and is a predicted model, not a curated record. Gene Ontology annotation, molecular function: nucleic acid binding.